AUGUGCGGCGCGGUGGCGGCGCUGGCGCUGGGGAUAGCCCUGUGGACGCGCGGAGCGGCCGGCGGGUGCGGCGUAGCGGAAUUGGCCUGCCGAUCAGGUGGAGGGAACACAUGCGUGAGGCCAGACGCCUACUGCGAUGGCGAAGCUCAGUGUCUCGACGGUAGCGACGAACCGCCCCAGUGCACGCCGUGUAACCGCACGUACUACGGGCGCGUGGGCGUCGCGUACGCAGUUGCCCUGCGAGGCGUGCCCCGUGCGCCCUUCCUUUGCCAUCUCACGUUCACUGCUGGCGGUGGCGCUCAUGGUGAUCUCGUGCAACUGGCGUUUGAUGAGUUCCGAGUGGGACGUUACGAAGCGGGAGCGCUGGAUGGCUGUCCAGAUGGAUAUAUGCAAGUGGCCGAGCUUGGGCGACCUUUCACAGGCGGCUCGUGGUGCGGGGUGGCUGAUGGCGUGGCGUUGUAUUACAGCGAGACUGCGACGGUGACGGUGUCGUUAAGGCUAGCUCGACUUCGGCUAGGCGAACCGUUCGCGCUACGACUACGGUACAAGGUAUUGGCGGCGCGCACGGCGAUCGUACGACUGGGUGCAAGGGAAAGGCCCCUGGAGCGUGGCGCGGCAGCACCCGGUUCGUACUGUACGCGCUCUUUUGAGGAAUGCCAUCGCAAACCGUGUCGCCUACAGAGCCCUAACUUCCCGGGCAUGUAUCCGCGUAAUGUAUCCUGCUACUGGACUCUGCGGCAGAAAGACAUCCCCACCUGCAAACAUGCUAUGAUCUCCGUGAGGCAGGACCAUGCGCACAAAAUGCAGAUCAAGCGCUCCAUAUCCAUGGCGAGAAAUGACUUUCAUUGGAAACAGGAAUUAAAAGUUUUUAUUGAUAUGUUAAGCUUGAACAAGACCGGGCGCGCUGUUCUGGCAUGGCGUGCCUGUACUGGUGAACGAGAUCGCCUCAUCUUCUACGAUGGCGCCUCGACAGACGAUCCUGUCCUGCUUGAAUACUGUGGCGGUGACUUGUUGCCGCGUGUAGCUUCCCGGGGUCCAGAUAUGCUUGUAGCGUUUCAUUCUUCGCCCUUCAGUGCCCCUCCACGGGCUGCCGCACCCCUCGCUCCGUUGCAAGGCUUCGAACUUGACGUACACGUUAUAUUCGCUGAUUCCGAUUCACUCGAUUAUGCCAGGUAUGAAUUAGUUUCUCUACCAGUUCCACAGACACUUGGACAGUUAAUAAGCAGCUUUCAAUCCAACAGGGAAGCCCGUCGAUGCGAAUUCCACGUCAAAGCAUCAUCCUCAGAUGAGGAACUAAAUGUUACAGCACCGGGUAUAUCGACGCGUGGUCGUCGUGGUCGUAUUCAUGCGCCUACUCACACUCUUCCCCCCAAUACUACAUGCACGUGGACAUUUCACGGACGUCCUGGUGACCUUGUAUGGAUAUAUUUCUCAAGUUUUACGCAGUACUCAUUAGUGGAUAACAGGCGGGUGGAGAGUGGGGAAGAAGACAAAGUAGCAGAAGUGAGAGGACGUUUGAUUGCUGGUAGUCCGUGUGCGGUGGAGUUGCGAAUCUGGGAGGGAGGGGAAACGGGUGGGAACGGUGCGCUCCUAGGAAGAUAUUGUGAUUCACCACCGUCACUAUGCGCACGAGCCGCUCUCGCUAACGCGACGAGAGUACCACGCCCGUGCUCCCCACCAGACGGCUAUGUUUCCACAGCUUCACUUCUAUCGAUCGCGGCUACCACUUUACCAGGGACAGCCACGCACCCUCUAGCGUUUUCUCUACAUUACGAGUUUGUAGAUGCAAGGCUAGAAGGAACACCGCUACCGAUAUCAGAGACGCGGGUUCGAUCUGAACCACCGGAAUGUGCUCGAAGGAUAACCGUUCCUGGGUCAUUCACGUCGCCGCGUAAUGCAAUGUGGUUCGGACGAGGUGGUGCGAAACGAUUGCGGUGUGUAACCCGAGUUCAAGCAGAUGGCGCUCGCGUGGAGCUGAGUUUACUCUCGGCAGCGUUUGGACGAGACCCUCGCUGUGUCACGCGUCUGGAUUCGCUAACUGGCCGGCCGAGCUGUGUAAAUGAACACCUGGACCUGGAUUUACGUCCGACUGAUACGCCCCCGGACUUCGACGAUUGGGAUGAUGAGAUUCCAUCGUACGUGCCUCAUUUGCGUAUAUACGAAUCGCCAUGGCCUGGCUACCGGAUACCGGUGGCCUGUAUUUGCGACAAUAGCAGUGCGCCAAUGAGCAUUGUGUCCGGGGGACCUGCUCUGGAAUUGGAGCUAGUGGCAAGUGCGUUGGCUCCUGGAGAAGAUCAUAGGCACAUUCACUAUGUGGCUGAUUGGAGACGUCGUACCGGGCCUUCGGAUUGCGCGCAGCGUCGUCGUUUACCACCACCGGGUGGUCAUGUUCAUUUGAUCUACCCAUACAAUGCCAAUCGCAUGUCUGAAUGUGGAGAUGCCCCAUUUCUGCUGGUCGCGCGGGGCAACCGCUCCGUCUUCCUUCGUGUUUGGGGGGAGGAAAUCCCCCUCUUAAAUGGCAAUAACAACGAUAUUAACAAUUGCCGGACUUCAAACAGGAUUCUCGUCUACGACACUUAUUCAUCUAGGCUGGUGAAAGCGAUAUGUCCCGGUACUGCAGACAGUGGGGCAGUACAUAUUUACAGCGACGGUUGGGAUACACGAACCGCAGCCCGCGAGGCCAGUCUGCUGGUGAGAUGGGCGGCGCGUGAGAGCGGCGCCGCACACUUCGCCUGGAUGGAAGUGUGGCGUGCUGCACCAGCCGCCAACAAUGUGUCGGCAUGCGCUCGCGCAUGUAUCGCACUCGCCGCCUGCAUGCCACCAGCACUUUGGUGCGACGGUGCACCGGAUUGUCCAGGCGGUGCUGAUGAAGCCGGGGCUUGCGGUGCAGGAGCACGUCUGCUUGCUGCUUUAGGAGCACCAGCGGCGGCUGGAGCAGCUGGAGCGGCAGCCGCGGCUGCAGCUCUGGCUCUGCUAGCUGUGUUAGCGGUGAGACGGCGUCGGGCACGACGUGAUAAGCAAUUACUUGGUGCUAUAGCAACACGGUCUCGUCGACUCACAGACGAGUUGCUCUACGAUGGCGAACGCUCCUCGCUCGGCUCCUGA
Molecule: messenger RNA, 3105 nt
Organism: Leptosia nina
Lineage: Eukaryota; Metazoa; Arthropoda; Insecta; Lepidoptera; Pieridae
Source: the annotation of a GenBank genome assembly